GCUUGAUGCCAAUAUAAAAUAUGAAGCUUAAUUUUUUAGCGGUUUUAAAAUGUUUCUAAGAGCUGAUAAUCUUUUGCAACAUCCUUUCUCGACACGUUGGAGUAAACUGUCUUUCGGAUGUCAUUCUAUAGACAAUUGCACAAACGGAGGAAUUGUUACACGUGGAAUAACUGAAAUAUAUGGAGAAGCAGGUACCGGUAAAUCACAAAUUUUGAUGCAAUUAUGCUUAACCGUUCAGUUGCCUGAGAAAAAUGGAGGGUUUCAGAAAAAAGCAGUUCUGAUUUACACUGAAGGAAAAUUUCCUACUAUCCGUCUUACCCAAAUAGCUACUCAAUAUGCGCAAAAAUAUCAAAUGAUAACAGAAGAUUUCUUAGAUGGAAUUUUUAUUCAACUUAUAAAAAAUACGGAUAUGUUAAUGAGCUGUUUAUCGAAUCAAUUGCUUAAAAUAUUAGAAACUAAUCCAAUAGGAAUUAUUGUAAUUGACUCAAUCGGAUCCAUAUUCCGAAUGGAAACCGAGUAUUCAGAAAGAGCUGCUAAAUUAACUUUAUUAGGUCAUAGGUUAACAGAAAUAGUUCAAAAGUAUAAUUGUGUUGUUGUUUGCUCGAAUCAAGUUGCUUCAGUUGACGAUUGUUUAAUUCCAUGUUUAGGAUUAACUUGGAGUAAUCAAGUGCGUUGCCGAAUCAAAAUUGAGAAGUUUCAAAAGGACGAAAAAGUUUGCAAUUCAAAAGUUACCAGGACAUUCGAAGUGAUAUACUGUCCCGAAAUAGAAAGCAAUAAGAAAUGUGUAUUUUCCAUUACCAAUGGGGGGAUUUCAGAUUGUAAUUAAAAUUGCUUACAUUUAUGUACAUACCAUUUUGUUAUCUAUUUUGUUUUGUAAAUAAAAUCAAAAUUACAAAAUCUAGAUACAUAUGUAUGUAUAAAUCUAGCAUGUUCGAUAAAUUUCUGUUACAAAAGAAACGCUUUGGAAAAUAGUAGAAUGUUUAAAGUUCUAAGAGAUUUUAUAAGGUUAUUUUAUUUACUAGCAAUGCUAUUAAAUUUUAUAAAAAUAUGUAUUUAAUUAUUAAAAUUUUUGGUUCUUGAAGAUCUGUAAUUAUGAUAAAAAGUUUUUUAAGAAAUAACUUAGAACUUUAAGCGGAUGUAAUAGAAUCUGAACUUUAAGUGGACGUGUAAAUAGAAUAAUAUUGGUUAAGAUUUUUAUCUUUUUUGUUUAAUAGAUAUUAUGUUCUAAAAAUUAAUUUUUUCUUAAAUUAAUUUUCGUGAAUUUUUAAUUUGUGUUAUAUUUGUGUAAUUACAAACAUUUGUUUCAAUUAGUAGCACAUUUUUGAAAAAAUAAUCAAAAAAGUAA
Messenger RNA from Condylostylus longicornis, 1345 nucleotides. Its product is annotated as DNA repair protein XRCC3. Gene Ontology annotation, molecular function: ATP-dependent DNA damage sensor activity; four-way junction DNA binding; ATP binding. Gene Ontology annotation, cellular component: Rad51C-XRCC3 complex; replication fork. The coding region runs from base 50 to 826 and encodes 258 amino acids. Gene Ontology annotation, biological process: telomere maintenance via recombination; t-circle formation; resolution of mitotic recombination intermediates. The transcript has 4 exons. NCBI's taxonomy places the organism in Eukaryota, Metazoa, Arthropoda, Insecta, Diptera, Dolichopodidae. The record is from RefSeq and is a predicted model, not a curated record.